CUUCGACACUACCAGACAUUCGACAUGGCUACAACUUAUACGCCUGGUCUGCUUUCACAAACGCUUCUCGGCUCCAAGACCGAGAAAUUAGAUACCACUGUCGACGAUUUGUUUAAAAAUAGUGCUGGUCCGAGUCAAGUAGCAACCACACCAUUGCCGGUUGCAUCAGCAAAAGCCGCCAAGGUCGAUCCUGCCCAACGAGCCCGUGAAGCAGUCAAAACAGCUAAAAGUGUUAAUGAGAUUAUAACGCAAACAAAGAAAGAUAAAAAGGAAUUGAAGAAGAGAAAGGUACAAGAAGAUAAAAAGGGACAACAAGCAAAGAAAGCCAAGGUUGAAGUGGAAGAUCCUCAAAAGAAGGUUGAAGAAGAGAAGGAGCGACUACUCAAGAUACGAGACGAAGAGAAAGAGAAGAACGAACGAACACUGUUUGUCGGUAAUCUUGCUGUGUCUACGAUACAGAAGGAAGAAUACAAAGAGCUUAAGAAGGCGUUUUCGGAGUAUGGCAAAAUUGAAUCCAUUCGAUUUCGAUCAGUGGCUUUCUCUGAUCUCCUUCCCCGUAAGGCAGCUUUCAUUUCUGGAAAGCUUCAUCCUGAGAGAGAUGUCUUGAAUGCAUACAUAGUAUAUGCCGACAAGGAAUCAAUGGAGAAGGCACUGGAGAUGAAUGCCCAGGUUUUUAACGACAAGCAUCUUCGUGUUGAUAGCGCAGCCAAUCCCAGAAACCAUGACCGAAAACGCUCAGUCUUUGUUGGAGGACUUCCUUUCGAUGCCCAGGAGGAACAGCUUUGGGAAUUCUUCGGAGAAUGCGGUGAUAUUGAGAACGUUCGCAUCGUUCGUGACGCCAAAACCAACAUUGGCAAGGGCAUUGCUUAUGUCCAAUUCUCGGUUAGUAUUCAUGUGGGUUUUUUGUUAAAUAGAUGGCCAAUUUUCUGACUUUAUUAUUGGCUUAUAGGAUCGUAACUCUGUUGAUUUGGCUUUGCAACUCAAAGAUAAAAAGCUCGGUGGAAAGCGUAAACUCAGAUUGGAUCGCUGCAAGGUAUCAGUAGCCGAAGGUGGCAAGCCAAGCGUACCCUCCGCCAAGAAAGGCGCAAAGGGUGCCAAGGGAGCAAAGGGAGCAAAGGGUUCAAUGGGCGUCAAGGGUGGCAAAGUUCGCAAGAUUACCAACUCUAAGCAAGUCAAUAGUCAG
Messenger RNA from Umbelopsis ramanniana AG, 1183 nucleotides. RefSeq lists its product as uncharacterized. The transcript has 3 exons. Gene Ontology annotation, molecular function: RNA binding. The coding region runs from base 25 to 930 and encodes 301 amino acids. The record is from RefSeq and is a predicted model, not a curated record. Lineage: Eukaryota; Fungi; Mucoromycota; Umbelopsidomycetes; Umbelopsidales; Umbelopsidaceae.